CAUGCUCCUUCUGGAGCUGUCUCUGUGCCAGCCUGCUUCAAAUUACUCUUCUCUUCCCCGCUUAUCCACACAGAGAGAGGCUUGUCAGCAGGCUCCUCCUCUCCUCGCAUUAAAACAGGACAAGUUUCCACUUUGGUGUUUAGUGGCAGCUUUGGACUCACCCUGCCUGCCAGCAACGUGCCAGUCACACCUCCUGCAAAGAUUGUCGUUUCCAGGCAGCUUCCCUCAAAGCUGGGUACAAUUCGGGACUGGAGCAUCCUUAAGUGAGCAUCUUUAGCAGCGCUUGAGCGAGCCUUCUCUUCGCUGUGAAAAAGCGACAUGCACCUGAACACAACUUCUUUGCUGUACCAGCUGGGAUACCAGUUCCACUAUGAGCCCAGUGAGGACGUACUGCCUACUGCCGGGAACGACUCAAACAGUUCAGUCCGCGGGCCCAGGAUGCCCAAUGAGGAGGACUUGGACGUGAACACGGACAUCUACUCCAAAGUGAUGGUCACCAUCAUCUACGUGGUGCUCUUCUUGGUGGGGACCAUCGGCAACUCCAUCACUGCCUACACCCUGGUGCAGAAGAAGUCCUUGCAGAAUCUGCAAAGCACCGUGCAUUAUCACCUGGCUAGCCUGGCAUUCUCCGACUUGCUCAUUUUCCUCCUCUGCAUGCCCAUUGAACUGUACAACUUCAUCUGGGUCCAUCACCCCUGGGCUUUCGGCAAUGACAUCUGCAAGGGCUACUACUUCCUGCGGGAUGCCUGCACCUAUGCCACUGCCCUCAACAUCGCCAGUCUCAGCGUUGAGAGGUACAUGGCCAUCUGCCACCCCUUCAAAGCCAAGAGCAUCAUGUCCAGGAGCAGGACCAAAAAAUUCAUCAGCUGCAUCUGGGUUGCCUCGUUCCUGCUGGCCAUUCCUAUGAUCUUGACCAUGGGGGAGGUAUACAAGGUAGCCCAAGACCCUGACUCGGUGAUCUGUACCCAGACAGUGGAAACUUCCACGCUUAAGGUUGUCAUCCAGGUCAACACCUUCAUCUCCUUUGUCUUCCCAAUGGCCAUCAUCUCCGUCUUGAACACCAUCAUCGCCAACCAGCUCAUCAUUAUGUUCAAGCAAGCCUCACAAGAAAACCAGGUGUGCACUAUUGGAGGGCAGCAAACCGUGCUCAGCAUGUCCAUAGAACCCAGCCGUGUGCAAGCCCUGAAGCACGGAGUUCGAGUCCUACGAGCUGUUGUGAUUGCCUUUGUGGUCUGCUGGCUUCCAUAUCAUGUGCGGAGACUGAUGUAUUGCUAUCUGUCAGAAGAUCAGUGGUCAGACUUCCUCUUUGACUUCUACCACUACUUCUACAUGCUUACAAACAUCCUCUUCUACGUCAGUUCAGCCAUCAACCCAAUCUUGUACAACCUGGUGUCUGCCAACUUCCGUCAAAUCUUUCUCUCAACACUCUUGUUUGUGUGCCUGCCCUGGAGAAAGAAGAAGAAGAGAACCAAGUUCAACAGGAAGUCCAACAGUAUCUCUAGCAACCAUACCUUCUCCAGCCAAGUCACCCGAGAAACCACGUAUUGAAACUUGGGCAUUGCCAGGGAAGGAAAGAACAAGUGUCCCAAUUCAAACAGAAUUGGAAUUUGUGAAGAGGGCUGUACUGCUUCUAUACAUGGCCUCCAAAUUCACCAUAGCAUGAAUGUGUUUUGCUGGCUGUCAUACAUUGGAACGAGUAUGUAUUCGUUCUGCUGGUUAACUUUGGGGUAUGUUCAUGCAUUGGCCUUUGCCUCUUGUGAGUAAUGUCUCCAUGUUUUGUGAUUUUGGUCUGGCAUACGCAUCCCCAUGAUAUCAUCCAGGAAGCCAUCUCAUUUGAGGAGUCAAUGUUGGUCAAGCCUGAAUGCCUCUUGUAUCGCAGCCCAUCAAUUUUUCAGUUUAGAAGUGCCAUGGGAACAUUGAAACUCUUGAUCAACUGUUCUGGUGAUCAUAGGAUGUUAUCAUGAUAUAGAGGCUGGGUAGGUGGUAGUGUAGGGGCUUUUUUUGUAAUGAGAAGGUGGGGGGGUUGAGGGUAGGGGGAAGGGAUACCUUAUCAAUAGGUCUUUCUAGAAAGAGGAAUGUAAACCAUUCAAUAAAGAAGGGCAUGCAAUACUCAGGGAAUGAGGUUGUUAUUGUAUUUUUGGAAUUAGGUCUGAAUCUGGGUUCUGUGCAGAGUGUUUUCAGUUCCAGUUUGGCUGUCCUUCAGUACAUAAGGGAGAGUGCUUUGGUACGCCCAUGGUGUCGUCUUGUGUUCAGCUUUGAAAAACAACAUCUCAUGGUGCUUGGCCCAGAGGACUUUUCAUUUUGGAUGUGCCUGACAUGGCAGCACCACACUCCUAGAUCAAAGCCUCCACUCAGAGCCUUUACAUGGAAUAGCUAUCAUAUUGGCAAAAGCAAGAAUUGGCUAAAUCACAAGAUGC
Messenger RNA from Hemicordylus capensis (graceful crag lizard), 2417 nucleotides. RefSeq names its product neurotensin receptor 1 (gene NTSR1). The coding region runs from base 319 to 1548 and encodes 409 amino acids. Gene Ontology annotation, biological process: neuropeptide signaling pathway. The record is from RefSeq and is a predicted model, not a curated record. Gene Ontology annotation, molecular function: G protein-coupled neurotensin receptor activity. Gene Ontology annotation, cellular component: plasma membrane. Lineage: Eukaryota; Metazoa; Chordata; Lepidosauria; Squamata; Cordylidae. The transcript is spliced from 4 exons.